GUGCUCAAAAUAUGUCAAAUUUUAUAUUUUUGGUUAUGCGACUUCAGAAGAAAAUUUUAAAACUUUAAAAAUUCGUUUCUUUUCUAUUAAAAUAUAAUAUAACCAAACCAUGUCCAACAGUCAUUUGUUUCUGAAAUCUGGAUUUCCCAGAGCACCGUUGCAGAAUGGUGUUGGACGAUAUGUGUGUCAAUUGCAAAGAAUAACAUUAAAAUUCUGUAAAAACAAUGGUUCCAGUAAAGGCAUGAGAGAAUUUCUGGAAGAGGAUCUCAUUGAUUUUGCCAAAGGGAAUCCCGGUGUUGUUGUCUACGUUAAACCAAGGCGUCAUAGAACACCUGUUAUCGUUGGAGAAUAUUUAAACGGUGACCGAGAGUGGCUUAAUUGCAGAAAUUCAACAAAAGAGGACAUUUCAAAAUGGAUUCAAAUGCUUAAACUUCAACACGGUGCAUCUAGUUCAACACGACUCAGGAAGAUGUGGCACACAGAUAUGCCUUCCAUCCAAGGACCAUGGUCUCCAUUCAUGCUAAAAAGUCCAGAUUCUAAUUUGAUGACAUAUCCAAAUGCUGAAGCAUCCAAGCCGCUAGAUAUAGAACAAUCCGCAAGUGAAAAACUAUUGGAAAUAUUUAGAAAAGAACGUGAUUCAUUAAAAGAUAGUCGGGCUGAAUAAAAUAACAAAAAAAAAACUAAAAUAAAUGAAACACAAAUAAAUGUAUUUGCUUUUGUGUA
Episyrphus balteatus (marmalade hoverfly) is the source of this 723-nucleotide messenger RNA. It is a transcript of the gene mRpL43, whose product is annotated as 39S ribosomal protein L43, mitochondrial. The transcript is spliced from 3 exons. The coding region runs from base 110 to 664 and encodes 184 amino acids. Gene Ontology annotation, molecular function: structural constituent of ribosome. The record is from RefSeq and is a predicted model, not a curated record. NCBI's taxonomy places the organism in Eukaryota, Metazoa, Arthropoda, Insecta, Diptera, Syrphidae. Gene Ontology annotation, cellular component: mitochondrial large ribosomal subunit. Gene Ontology annotation, biological process: mitochondrial translation.